Messenger RNA from Cololabis saira (Pacific saury), 4038 nucleotides. It is a transcript of the gene atosb, whose product is annotated as atos homolog protein B. The record is from RefSeq and is a predicted model, not a curated record. Lineage: Eukaryota; Metazoa; Chordata; Actinopteri; Beloniformes; Belonidae. The transcript has 10 exons. Bases 984 to 2912 code for a protein of 642 amino acids.
ACAAAUGGGGGCUGGGAGUUGUUGAUGGGUUUUUGAUUUGUUCAUGUGCGUAAAUGAGGGUGGAGGGAGGUAGACAGGAAGAAAACAUGCCGAGAGAGAGAGAGAGAGAGUGCACCAGUGCAAGCUUUUGGACAUCCUGACACAACUAGCAGAGGGGAGGCAGAGCAAACUUGACUCGUCUCUUUUUCUUUCUGCACCGUGACCUGCUCGGGAGGAAGGAAGCCAACAGAGACGACGAGAGGACCGGGGAGUUGAGAGAAAGAGAGAAGGAGACCCGAUCCGGUCCGGUGGAAACAAAAACACAGUGGAGGACAAGAGUGUCACCUAUCCAGCAGCCCCGGACGGAAUAGAGGAAGGAAGGGGGGAGAGGAGAGCAAGGCAGAGAGAUAAACCUCAUCUUUUUUUCUUUCUUUUUCUUUUGUUGUUGCAAGGGUGAUCCUGCUUGGAAUGACCCAGUCAUGAUGCCACAGCCGUGCCCCAGAUCCCGCCCAGGUGACCAAGGAGGGAUUGCCUGGCUCUCAGCCAAUCUUAGAGGGGGCGCCAACAGAAUUCUCACCCGUUUGUAUUCAGAGACGUUUCCUUUGGAGAGCCUCCUGAGACACUGACAGUCCGCCUCUGCUGGUCUGUGCUUUCGUGGCUCGCUCUUUCCUGGAGCCCUUCCUGUUUCCUGCUCACCUGUGCUGGGAUGUUGGCGUUGUUUCAUGGCAGCUACCAUGGAGAUGGACGAGUUGCUUUCUUCGGCCAUUUAGACCCAGCUUUCAGAUGCUGUGCCAGAGACGGCUUAUCCACCCACAAUUAGACAAGGACACGCACAGAGGUGGCGUGUGUGGCUGAGGUCACAUGCUUUGAUGACAUCACAGCAGAAACUAUAGGACCUUCCCUUCCUGUGGAACACCUGUAGCUCCUCUCGGUGUUUUGUGAGGACCUAGUUGACGGCGCGGCACAAACGUCACUUAAGACUCUUCCCCCGCAGCAGCAGCACCAUGCGGCACAUACACGUGGAGUUGGCCCACAAGAAGGCUCCGCUAGAGCUUCCAGCACAGGAGGGAGACCUCCCUCCGACGGCGUCCCCGACCCCGGGCAUAGACCCCGGGGUCGGGGCCGGGGCCCCCAGACACUUCGGCCAAGAGGAGCUGCGGCUCCAAAAGGUCUACCAGCUCUCAAUCUUCUCCCAGAUGGGGGGAUUCUCUACCUCCACAGGAGCCUACACUGACGCCCAGCAGAGACCGGUCCGGGUGGGCGUGAAAAGAAGCUCCGACGAGCCCCAGUUGACUCACAAGCGCUCCCACCUGGAGGACUCCUCGGACCUCGAGGUGCAGGAGGGCGGGGUGCUAUGCGGGCCGGGCCCGGUUCAAGGUGUCGGGGCGGGGUCGGACCCCGGGGGGCCCGCCGGUUCCUCGUACUCCUGCAUGCAGUUUGAGCACAGAGACUCCGAGGGAGGGCUGUCACCCAAGUCCCCACCCCUCUCCCCGAGCCACAACCCUUCCCGACGCCCAGCUCAGCACAAUCACGACAGGCCCAUUCCCGACGCGUUCGCUCCCCUCUCGCCCAAAUCCCCCCCGAUGUGCGACCCGCACGGGCAUUUCUGCGACCAGAGCCAUUCCUUCGGAAGCUCAGCCAGAACUGAGACGUCUAACGGGGGCCGCACGCCGACUAACUCACUAGGUAGCCCCGGCCACGACGGCUGCAGCAAUAGCUCGUCGGGAGGCCAGCCCAGCCCCCACUUCUACGAAAUGUCCACGUAUGAAACCCCUAACCCCGCUAGCCCCACCAGCCCCCCGGGCCCGUUCUCCCCCCCACACCACACCGAGCUGCAGGAGCCGGGGGAGGCCACCGAGUGGGACGUGGGAGUGGAAUCCUCUCCACCUGAGCGCAGCGCCACCCAAGCGGCCACCUCCUCCACGGGCCUGGCCUCCUGGGAGAAAACCCCCAGCAGCAACGGCCACCGGCUGUUCUCCGGAGGCCACGUGCCGGCCAAGAAGAGGCUGCUGGCCCCGAGCGACGGAGGAGAGUCCUGCUCGGAGGACGAGGGACCCUCCACGUCAAAGAGGAGCAGGUUGUCCCUGCUGAGUUCAGGAAUGGGCCCGGCCUCGUGUCGUAGCACGGACGCUAAAGCCGCCCCCUACUGGAACCACCUGCUGCCCACGGCCCGGGACCGCCCCAAGGCUGCCACAGACUGCACAAGAUCUGGGAGACGGCUAAAGACUGGGCUUCGGCUCAAGAGUCGGCAGCUGCGCAGCGGCAGGCAGACUGAAACCGAGCGCUCCACGCGUUCCAGCUGGCCCUCGUCUUCCAUCAGCAGAUCGCUACUUGGCAACUUUGAGGAGUCCAUCCUGAAGGGUCGGUUUUCCCCGUCGGGGCGGAUCGAAGGCUUCACAGCGGAGAUCGGGGCCAGCGGCUCCUACUGCCCUCAGCACGUCACCCUGCCCGUGCAGGUCACAUACUACGACAUCUCGGAGCACAGCGCACCCUCGCCCUUCCUGGGCGUGAUAUCCCUGGAAGCUCUUGGAAAGAAAGGCUACAGCAUACCCAAAGCAGGGACCAUUCAAGUGACCUUAUUCAAUCCCAACAAAACUGUGGUGAAGAUGUUCCUGGUGACCUACAACUUUGGCGAUAUGCCCGUUAAUCACAUGACCUUCCUGCGCCACCGCAUCUUCCUGGUGCCGGUGGAGGAGGGCGUGGAGGGGAAGGGCGAGCCGUCUCCAGGGGGCGCGGUGCUCGACAGGAAGAAGAUUCUCUGUUACUUGAUACAUCUCAGAUUCCAGAGCUCCAAAUCUGGGAAGAUCUACUUGCACAACGAUAUCCGGCUGCUAUUCUCCCGUAAAUCCAUAGAGGUGGACACAGGGAUCCCGUACGAGCUGAAAUCUUUCACCGAGGUGCCAAAAAACCCUAAAUACUCCCCCCGUGUGUGACCCACGGCCCGGCCUUCUGAAGGUCUCCGAUGCCAAUGCAGCCCCUCCUGUGCUUCUCGAAGAGGAGGAAGGGAAAUGGAUCGCAACAAUGAUGGACACAAAGCUUGAUAAGACUUGAUGAGAUUUGCCACAAGCACACAAGACACAUGCAGCGUCGGUCUUUGGGAAGGUGUCCCCCCCUUUUUAAAGUCUCCCCCGGAGAGUCACAUCGAAGAUGCUGCAGAGACAAACGUGGCAGUUUUUCUUUCAUUCAUUCACUGAAAAAUAUUCGGAAACGUAAUCUGGCUACUUUCCAGCAUACACUCAUCAAAAGCAGGACUUUUCUCCCCGAACGCCUUCUUCUGUACAAGGAAAGAAAUGCACAGACACUGACACACCAAAAUAGACUGACAAACUCAUGCACAUGACGUACUAAAAGUGUCAGAGCAGGAACACUUUUAAUAGCAGCUCUCUCUCCGAGUUCAGUGUUAACAUGCAUGCCUUGUGACUUAAACACCGGAAUUUUCCUCUAGUGCCGUUUCACACUGUCCUUCACUCUGCCUGCAGUGUCAGCUGCCUCAUUGGACCAAAAAAUGUAGCUCUGCAUUUUUGGAUAUCACAACAACAACAAAAAAAAGAAAAGAAAAUGAACAAAGCACUUGUAAAGCUCUGACGAGAGAAGAUGAACAGGGAGACAAACACUAGUGAACGUGAGAGCUGUGACAGAAAUGGCCAACACGACUCAAUAUCUCGUGCAACACAACUUGAUUUAAAACCACAUUGACCUAAUUUGACCCAACUCAGGAGUCUAUUUCUCUUCGUACCAUUUCACCUGCCACAGUAGAGAUCACUGUGUACUUAUGGGAGUCCAGUUCAUUCUACGUAGCCAGACUGAGGGACACUGUGCUGUUUUCAUUUCUUUUUUUCUCUUGUUUUUUUUUUUUUUUCCAAGAUUCUGUUCAAAGCAGUGUAAAGCCGGAGCAGAUGUUCAGAAAAAAAAAAAAAAAGACGAUCCGUAGUAUCUUUAAUUUAUGUUUUUUCGCAAAUGUCUUAAUAAGCAAUAUGCUGCACAAAGUAGAGUGUGUUUUUCAGCUUGGACAAGCUUUCUUUUGGAGGGGUAGGAAGAGGAAAGCGAGGAAUGGAGAGU